Molecule: messenger RNA, 3142 nt
Organism: Cryptococcus deneoformans JEC21
Lineage: Eukaryota; Fungi; Basidiomycota; Tremellomycetes; Tremellales; Cryptococcaceae
Product: laccase precursor, putative
Exons: 17
Coding region: 947-2821 (624 amino acids)
Molecular function (GO): oxidoreductase activity; copper ion binding
Source: RefSeq, a predicted model, not a curated record
UUAUCUGGACGAAGUACGGCAUUCUCCCAUAUAUCUCGGAAGAGGCUGUUCACAUAACGACACUUCCGGGAGGAGCCGUCGUACAGCCAACCUUCCCAGGGAAAUGUCACUCGCACGCCUUGCACCGUCGUCAGGGCUGUUUCUAUCAACAGAUGACAUACUAAAGUAGUGCGAAGCAUAGGCCGCCAACAUCUUUGCAUUUCAGUCCUUUCCCAAAACUUCGGUAUCACCCUGUAGUGCCUAUUAAUUAAGGUCAGCUCCCGAGUCCGACAGCUCCCUGGCUCCGGCUUGUUUCGCCGUUCAGCGCGGGCGGUUACCACGCAUAGAUAGGAUAACACCGCGAAAACAUCGCAUUAUUUAUUCCGAUGUCCUUACUGUUACCGGUGAGAAGUCGAUGAUCUAAGGAGCCAAAUUGGGAGACGUGCGCUGCUCCACGGGAAUGGGUGUACGUUAGUUUACAGCGCCCCAAAGGUCGCUGUACACUCCGUGCCCGGUCGGUUCCCACAAUCUUUCGCAGAUGGAGAUCACCGACGAGCGAACUUAAGGUUUCCAUAUUCAAUUAGUGACAGUCAGUAUCCGACGGCAUAACGACUAUCCUGAAAUAGCGACAGUCCUUUCUUUAUCAGUAUGUCCCUGAUUCAGUCUUCUUUCGGGAAGCGAACAUGGAUCACGGGCAAAGCAGCAAGCAUGGACUUGGAACAGCAACCACACUACUGCCAAGGGUGCGAUACAUCAUUCACAGCAUUCGGAUAUCCGGUAGGAGAGACAUAUAUAAGCCUGGUUAACUGAAAAGGCCUCAUUUUACAAUCAGCUCUACAUAAUUGGCCUCCUGAAGAGCAACUUCUCCCUUCAAGUCCAGAGUAUCAACCCUUAUCGGCACUUCUGAGGCAUUAUACUGGUGUAAUAUCUUAUCUUUAUCCUAAUCGCUAUACCGACGCUCACAGUAAUGCGGGGGUUAGCCAAGCUUUUCUUCCUAUCCUGUUCCUUCGUUUCGCUGGUCAGCAGCGAGAAGACUGAUGAGUCGCCAACCGCGGUUUCUGAUAACUAUAUGCCGAAAGCGACAGCAACCAUUGACCCUAGUGUAUUCGCUCUUUCAAAUGACUUUGAAAUAACAGAUGUUCCGACGACGAGAGAGUAUACCUUCGAUAUCGCCAACGCUUUCGCCAGCCCUGAUGGUUAUGAACGGGAGGUUUACGUUGUCAACAACAUGUUCCCUGGUCCUGUGAUAGAGGCUAACACCGGCGAUACUAUUAUCGUACAUGUCAACAAUCAUUUGGAUGAAGGACAAAGUCUCCACUGGCAUGGUUUGCGGCAGCUGGGCACGGCUUUCAUGGACGGUGUCCCUGGUAUAACUCAGUGUCCUAUUCCGCCUGGAGGCUCAUUUACCUACAAUUUCACCGUAAGCCAUCAAUCCGGCACGUAUUGGUGGCACUCCCAUUACUCCAAUUCCAUGGCCGACGGCAUUUGGGGCCCCCUAAUUGUGCACUCGCCCAAUGAACCCCUUCAGAGGGGACGAGACUAUGAUGAGGACCGAAUCGUUUUUAUAACUGACUGGAUGCAUGAUAACUCAGAAAUCAUCAUUGCAGCUCUAGCCACUCCAGAAGGAUACAAAGGAAACAUUGCUCCUCCACAAGGUGAUGCGAUUCUCAUCAACGGCCGUGGCCAAACAAAUUGCACAGCUACUGGUUCCUCGUCAUGCUUCUAUCCCCCACCUCCGGAGAUCCAAGUGCCCGUCAACUGCAGGGUUCGUCUGCGCUUUAUCAGCGCGACCGCCCAUCCCAUGUACCGCAUAUCUAUCGACAACCACCCUAUGGAAGUUGUGGAGGCCGAUGGUACUGCCGUCUAUGGGCCGACAGUCCAUGAAAUCUCCAUCGCACCCGGGGAACGGUACUCUGCAAUUAUCAACACCAAUGAAGGGAAAGAAGGUGAUGCGUUUUGGCUGAGGACUAGCGUUGCUCUAAGCUGUAUGUUUGGUGCAGUAAGUCAGGAGGGAUUGGCGGUGGUGAGGUAUACGGGUAAUGGAAUCGUUAGUACUGAGGAGCCUCAGACUUCUGCUUGGAGUGAUCUAGCGGGAGUUACCGUUCCAUGUACUGGACUGGACCAAACAUAUACUCUUUCACCACGAGACAGUCUUAGUGCACCUCGGGAACCUUUGCAAAGCCAUUUCUUCAAUAGCGAACGAGGAGCCUUUGUGAAUGUUCUUGGUAAUACCUUCCAGGGUUAUGGGUUCAACAAUAUCUCAUAUCAGAACCAAAUCUUCAACCCUCUACUUUCAAUCGUCCAACGCGGAGGCUCCUGCGAGAACACAUUGGUAUCCAGUAGAACUUUCCCCGACUUCGGGCCAGGGAACAUUAUCAUCAACAAUCUUGAUACCGUCAUCGACCAUCCUUACCACCUGCACGGCAACGAGUUCCAGGUGAUAGGACGAGGUACUGGAGCUCUCAGUAUUGAUAACCUGACUAAUAUUGACUUCACUUUGGACAACCCCGUGAGAAAGGAUACCCUCUGGAUACAGGGUGGAAGUUGGGCGGUAUUGAGGAUCACAGCGGAUAACCCUGGAGUUUGGGCCUUGCAUUGUCAUAUUGGGUGGCAUCUUACUGAGGGAAAGUUGGCUGUGAUUGUCGUUCAACCAAGUGCGAUUGGACAUAUGGAGAGCCCCGAGUCUUGGACGAAUCUCUGUGCUAACACCGAUCCCAAUGCGUUUGGCCCGGCAAAACGCUCAUCUUCUCCGUCUAUUCAAUCCUCUAAGACAUCCAGUUUCCAGUAUCUCCGUGAAGUCAAAGGGAAGGUUGUUAAACGUAGAGGUGCGCGAGAGGCGUGAGAGACCGCUCGGGUUGGAAGAAUCAUUGGCCAAUGAUAUGAAGAAGAAUUGGGGGGUAAUGCGGCUUGGUACGAGAAGGGGUAUCACAGGCCACUCUAUCUGACGGACUUUUUGGUUAACUGGGGGUUUUAUAUUAUUCCUUCAAUGGACUUUAUCAAAGAAUGCUCAUCUAAUCGUGUACCUAUAGCAAACAAUACUUUCUUUUACGAUAAUGCCAUCAAAAAUUCGAUAGCAUCAUUUCAGUCACUCUGAUGUAUUUAUGAAACAAAUGCAUGAUGCUAUAAUAGUUCACAGGGUGGUCAUCGGACACAAAUGAAUUGC